UUCACUUGCGAAAGAGGCACUUAACUCAACAGAGGUUGGAAGGUCAAGUGAGGUGUAUGCGGGCGGUGGGCAUCUCUCCUCAACGGCGAGAAGAGCAGCAAAAGCCGCGAGCCGAUUCAAUUUCCAUGUGCUCAUCUUCCAUUUUAUUCUAAUCUAAAUUCCCUUCCAAUCUCAUCCUUCUUCUUCUCAUAUCUUCAAACGCCAUUUCCCCCUCAAUCUGAAGCUCCAGAUCUUGCAUCCAUGGCUCCUCGUAAACCCCGCGAGCCACAAGUUCUCGAUUCCUUCUAUCCUGUUCUCGCCUUAGUCUUCAUUCUAGUUGCCUGUGUCGAGCUCUGUGACGCUGCCACCGUCGUCGAUGUCUACCGUCUAAUUCAGUAUGAUAUCUCUGGUGUCCCCUUCGGAUCCCGCGCCGCCACACUCAAUCACCAUGCUUCCUCUCUUCAUUUUCCUUCUGGUGCUGAUCUCUCUCGUACUGUUCUUAUCAUUCCGCUUUGUGAGCUCAAAAUGACUUUUCUCCAAGAAUGUAUAUCUCAGAAAAAGCGUCUGGGAGGUCUGUUGGUUUUACUUCCCAGGAUUCUUGGUUCGGAAAGCCUGAAAAAUGAUGACAUUAAAUGUACAAAUGGAGAGGGGGUGAUCAAGGAUUUAUUGGUUGAACUUGAACGGUUGCUCAUACAUUCUACUAUACCUUAUCCUGUGUAUUUUGCUUCAGACGGUGAAGAUAUUGAUGCUGUUUUGGCUGAUGUCAAGAACAAUGAUGCCACUGGUCAGCUUGCGACUGCAACUACUGGCGGGUAUAAGCUUGUUGUUUCGGCAGCAGAACCAAAGAAACUUAUAUCUUCCACGAUUACAAAUAUUCAGGGUUGGCUUCCUGGACUAAAAUCUGAUGGGGAUGCUAGUCAACUCCCAACAAUUGCUAUUGUAGCAUCAUAUGAUACAUUUGGCGCUGCUCCUGAAUUAUCUGUGGGAAGUGAUAGCAACGGAAGUGGAAUUGUUGCACUUCUCGAAAUUGCAAGAUUAUUUUCUCUUCUUUAUUCCAACCCUAAGACAAGAGGAAGGUACAAUCUACUUUUUGGGCUCACUUCUGGCGGGCCUUACAACUACAAUGGGACUCACAAGUGGCUUCAAAGCUUUGAUCACCGUCUCCGUGAGAGGAUUGACUAUGCUAUUUGCUUAAAUAGUAUUGGUUCAUGGGAUGACAAAUUAUGGCUGCAUGUCUCCAAGCCUCCAGAAAAUGCCUACAUUAAGCAAAUCUUUGAAGAUUUCUCAAAUGUUGCGGAGGAUUUGGGCUUUAAAGUUGAUUUGAAGCACAAGAAGAUUAAUAUUUCAAACCCUCGAGUAGCCUGGGAGCACGAACAGUUUUCAAGAUUGAGAGUAACUGCUGCUACCCUUUCUGAACUCUCUGCUGCUCCUGAGCUCUUGGAAAGGACUGGAGGUUUGGGUGACAACAGAUUGUUUUUGGACGAGAGUAAGAUUGCCAAGAGUAUCAAGUUAGUUGCCGAGAGUCUUGCAAGGCAUAUUUACAGAUACGAAGGAAAGAACAUACAGGUAUUUGCAGAUGAUAGUAGUUUGGCAGUCAAUCCAACUUAUAUUCGGUCAUGGGUGGAUCUUUUAUCACGAACGCCUCGAGUUGCUCCAUUCCUGUCGAAAGACGACCCUUUCAUAUCGGCAUUAAAAAAGGAACUGGAGGUCCAUACCCAUGAUGUGAGCUUGCAACACGAAGUAUUUGAGGGGAUAUUCACCUUUUAUGGUUCAACUGCAGCUAAACUUCACGUAUACCAGGUCGCUAGUGUGACAUUUGACUUGCUUUUGCUUUUGGUCUUGGGAUCUUAUUUAGUUUUACUCUUCUGUUUCCUCGUGAUCACAACCAGGGGUCUCGAUGAUCUGAUCGGUUUAUUUAGACGCCCUCCUUCCCGAAAAGUAAAAACAGCUUGAUGAGUUGAGUAGAUUUUGAUGCUUGGAUUUGCAUCAUUGACACCCGAAUUUUUGCAAUCUAGAUUAGACAGGCCUAACGAUGGGGUCCAAGGUGUCAAACCAAUCAUCAUUAGAGCUGGAGGAACUGAAGGGGAUUUUGAUGCUUGAAUUCCUCGCAGAAUUCUCUGUUUCUUUCUUUGACAUCCUUUAGUUGUUAUAUCAUCUGUGACAUAAUAACAGUUAUUGAGAACUCUCGAGGUGCGAUAUUUUUUUCUUUGCUCUCCAUAUUUAAAUUCCUACUGUUUAACCCUCCAUUUGUGGCUUCCACUUUUGACUAUGAUUUUUUACCCCUUGGAAUUUGUUGGGUCUAUUAUUUCUUUGCUCAGUUGAUAUUAGUGAGUGGCAGGCAAUAUAUUCAGUUCAGCAGUUAAGAAAA
Molecule: messenger RNA, 2347 nt
Organism: Cucumis melo (muskmelon)
Lineage: Eukaryota; Viridiplantae; Streptophyta; Magnoliopsida; Cucurbitales; Cucurbitaceae
Exons: 14
Coding region: 241-1932 (563 amino acids)
Biological process (GO): regulation of signal transduction
Cellular component (GO): endoplasmic reticulum membrane
Source: RefSeq, a predicted model, not a curated record